CGCAGAGUUAUGUGACGGUGUGAGUGAGGUAAACAUCCUCCCACUAACGCUUUUUCAAAUUUGUGAGGGAAAGUGAGUCCGUGCGGAGCGCGAGCGCGUCCCACAAUGCACUCGCCGCUCAGCGGGAAACCAAAAUGGCGAGAGCGAGUGAGCCAAACCAGCCGUUUACCGUAGUGUAAAACACUUAAUACGUUAGAUUCAUCUUGCAAAAGCAGCACCAUCUCGAUUUACAGCGGAGCGCCUGCUGACCGUUUAUGGUGUAGUUCUUUGUGUUUGUGAGGCAUUGUAUCCCGGGAAAGUGGCCGAAUGAGAGACUCAGCAAGUGCAGAUAACCUGGCUGCCCAUCAAAAGUCAACUCCAAAUCGCCAACACAAGUCACCGGUGCCCUUGUCACAAUUUCCCCUGAAAGAUGGGCUGACUGACACGGCCAAACUCGCCAGCAAGUUUGAAGAAGGGCAGGACGUCCUGGCCCGAUGGUCAGAUGGCCUCUUUUACCUGGGAACUAUCUCCAAGAUAGAUAAACAUAAGCAUCGCUGCUUUGUGAUUUUUGAAGAUCAGUCUAAAUCCUGGGUUCUGUGGAAGGACAUUCAGACAGUUGACAGACCUCAGAGUCUCCAGGCUUACACAAACCGUAAGUCCCACAUCGAGCCAGGAGACAAGAAUAGGGAAGGGGACAGUGGAGGGGAAAUGCUCUGCUCUAUAUGCCAGAAUGAAAGCUCCGAGCCCCCCAAUGAAAUGGUUAUCUGUGACAAAUGUGGACAAGGAUACCAUCAGCUAUGCCAUGCUCCCAUAAUCGACUCCAGUGUUAUUGCCUCUGAUGACAAAUGGCUGUGCAGACAGUGCGUGUUUGCUACAACAACAAAGAGAGGCGGUGCACUGAAGAAAGGGCCAAAUGCCAAAGCCCUACAGGAAAUGAAGCAGUCUCUGCCAUACGCCCUUGAAGAUUUAGUGUGGGACCAGGGCCACAAGACCAACAUCCAGCAAUGUUACUGCUACUGUGGAGGGCCUGGCGACUGGUAUCUGAAGAUGUUGCAGUGUAAUAAGUGUAAACAGUGGUUUCAUGAAGCCUGCAUCCAGUGUUUUCAGAAGCCCAUGCUCUUUGGAGACAGGUUCUAUCUAUUUAUUUGUUCUGUUUGUAAUAGUGGACCAGAGUACCUCAAACGUUUGCCUCUGAGAUGGGAAGAUGUUGCACACCUCAGCCUCUAUAACCUGAGUGUAAUUCAUAAAAAGAAAUACUUUGACUCGGAGCUCGAACUGAUGACUUACAUCAAUGAAAACUGGGACAGGCUUCAGCUUGGCGAGCUUGCAGAUACCCCAAGAGCAGAACGAUAUGAAUGUAUUCUGGAAGCACUUAACAGCAACCUUAACAUGUUCAUGUCAGGGAAAGAGAUAAAAAAGAAGAAACAUCUGUUUGGAUUACGAAUUCGCUUCCCACCAGCCCCCCAGAAUUCCGAGCUCCUGUCAGGUCGAGAGCCGGAGAAAGCCUCCCAUGAGAUCAAAAUUAAAGGCAGGAAGUCCACCAAACCCCCUCAUUCAUCCAGCACUGUUACUAAUGGAGUGAAGAAAGGAAAGAGGAAGCAUCACACACACUCCUUAGAGACGUUGGCCAAACUGAGAAGAUCAAGUGAACUUUUGGCACAGAAUGAUGGGAAGUUUCCAACUCUAGACAACAACUCACUGGACCUGAUGGCUUCAAAAAGUGCUAAAAGUGAAAAAUCUUUGCCUUCAUCAAGUACCUCAGAUGUUGAAUCCGUUGGUGCCACCAGCACCAGUGAAACUACCUCAACCACCCUCUCAAGGCAGUCCAGAAGAGACUUCUUUCAAAAACAAAAUUUUACUGACCUCAAACUUUUAAAUGUUUGGGCAGUCCGAGUGGACCACGUACUGGAUGCUUAUGGCCCACUGUCACGCAGCCGCCGAUUAAGAGACGCCGGGGACGUCCACGACGAGCACUGCAGCCCCCAAAUCCAGAGAUUCCGCCACCCUGCAACCCAGAGCUGCAACCCAGCAACAAUAUUCCUGAGCCCAGCCCCCUCCCCUCCUGCCUCUACAGCGGCAUGGACAUCAUGCAGGGCCUGGACCCCAACACCCAGCUCAACCACCUCAAGAGUUCCAUCAGCACUUACUUCGGAGCUGCAGGACGCCUGGCCUGUGGGGAGAAGUACCGUGUGCUCGCUCGCCGUGUCACUAACGAUGGCAAAGUACAGUACUUGGUGGAAUGGGAGGGCGUCACUGCCUCCUGAGCUUCAUAUGGGUCUAAUGUACUUCAUUUCUUGACAAUAAAUAUGUAACCCAUAAGGAGAGAAGAGCAGCGAUUGUGCCCAAAUGUAUGUGGUUGACUGAGAUAGUUGAGGGGCCUCAGGACUAUAAUGAAGAGACAGGACUUUGUAAAGUUUUGUGUAUAUGACCUGUCUCUGUGGAAAUUGAAACGUACUGCCUUCACAUGGACUGGAUUUACACAUUGAAGGUGGCUGUAGUUUCAGGUUUAGGACAUAAUCAAUUCACUACUAUGUGAAUAUAACCCAAGUCCUUGCUUUUUUUUUCUCUAAUGUGGAGGUGCCUUAAGGGGUUGUGAAACAGAUACUAUAUAUGCUGCUGGAGACAGAGGAUUUUUUUCUCAUUUUCAACAUUUUCUCAGCUCGAAUUGCCAAGAGAAGAGAGCGCUAUUGUCAAUGGGGCACUUUUAUUUACAUUUCAACUGAUUGCACACAAGCUCUCAUCCUGUACAUCCAGUAUUGCAUCAUCUGUUUAAACAGCCUAGCUCGUGAAUUUGAUUAUAAAAUGAGAUUAUGAUGUUAAAAAAACAAUGGAAAAUGGUUCAUUCUUCUCCUGCCACAAAACAAAAUUAAAAUAUGUGAGUAGCAUUAAUAUUUACAUAAAAUCUUGUGACAUUCCACAUUCCCAGAAGGUUAAUCAAAGAGUUUUUUUGUUUAGAAUUUUGUCUCUUGGUUUUUUUUUGUUGUUUUUUUAAAUAUAUAUAUAUAUAUAU
This is a messenger RNA of Onychostoma macrolepis, 2989 nucleotides long. It is a transcript of the gene mtf2, whose product is annotated as metal response element binding transcription factor 2. Gene Ontology annotation, biological process: regulation of DNA-templated transcription; chromatin organization. Bases 307 to 2277 code for a protein of 656 amino acids. The transcript is spliced from 17 exons. Gene Ontology annotation, cellular component: nucleus. Lineage: Eukaryota; Metazoa; Chordata; Actinopteri; Cypriniformes; Cyprinidae. The record is from RefSeq and is a predicted model, not a curated record. Gene Ontology annotation, molecular function: chromatin binding; DNA binding.